Messenger RNA from Mangifera indica (mango), 1133 nucleotides. RefSeq names its product cell number regulator 6-like. The transcript is spliced from 5 exons. Bases 170 to 880 code for a protein of 236 amino acids. Lineage: Eukaryota; Viridiplantae; Streptophyta; Magnoliopsida; Sapindales; Anacardiaceae. The record is from RefSeq and is a predicted model, not a curated record.
UAAACCUUGGUCAUUGCAGUUGAAGAUUGGUUAAAAGCCGACUUCGAUUCAUUGUCUUCGAUAGACGGUUGUUUUGGCUUCAACGGACGGAGUGUUCCAGAUUCAGAUCUUCUCCAGUUUUAACCGCAUAUCUCGCUCAUUCUCUGAUUCAGUUUUACGUGGUGAUUAGAUGGCGGAAGGGGGAGCCAAAUCAAGAUAUGUGAAGCUGACGAAAGAUCAGGAGCCUUUGCCGGACAUCAAGCCUGGCGAGCUCAACCAGCCCAUUGAGGUUCCUCAGCUGAAUGUUCGUAAAUGCAUUGAGUGCGGACAGGCUUUACCGGAAAAUUUUGAGGCUCCUGCUGAUGAACCUUGGACUACUGGAAUUUUUGGCUGCACUGAAGAUACUGAGAGUUGCUGGACUGGACUAUUCUGCCCAUGUGUUCUAUUUGGGCGUAAUGUUGAGAACUUAAGAGAAGAUACCCCAUGGACUCAACCCUGCAUUUGCCAUGGAAUUUGUGUUGAAGGCGGCAUUGCAUUGGCCACAGCAACAGCAAUCUUUCAUGGCAUUGACCCAAGAACAUCAUUUCUUAUUUUUGAGGGUUUAUUUUUUGCUUGGUGGAUGUGUGGGAUAUAUACUGGUCUUGUUCGGCAAUCCUUGCAGAAGAAAUAUCAUCUCAAGAACUCACCUUGUGAUCCAUGCAUGGUGCACUGCUGCAUGCACUGGUGUGCAUUGUGCCAGGAGCACAGGGAGAUGAAGAGCCGUCUCUCAGAUAAUAUGGUGAUGCCAAUGACUAUAGUCAACCCUCCCCCCGUCCAAGAGAUGAACUCUGCCAGCGAAAACCAGGAUCCUGCAUCAACUCCUGGAAACAACACCACCAAUUUGGAGAUGCAAGCUUUAUAAUAUCCACCAUGCCCAUACAGAAUAAACGCAUUUGAUCUUGGGAGGGUUUCUACCACAUGUUCCCCAUGUUGAAAAAACAUAGGAUUUACCUUUAUACAGUCUCUUCCUUGCCUGUUUGCAUCAAACUAGUAAUUUUUGGCCGUUGUUGAUAGUUGACAGAGGGAAAAGUUGUAUUCAGACAGCCUUGAGAGAGAGAGAGAGUUUGAAACUACACAUUAAUUAUAUAGGUGUACAAAUAUAUUUUUGGUUUCAG